This is a messenger RNA of Rangifer tarandus platyrhynchus (Svalbard reindeer), 1197 nucleotides long. Lineage: Eukaryota; Metazoa; Chordata; Mammalia; Artiodactyla; Cervidae. The record is from the annotation of a GenBank genome assembly.
AUGCCCCGCCCCGGACACCCCCGCCCAUCAUCUGGGCCCCCACGCUUGGGACCGUGGGAGCAGCCAGCGGAUCUAUGCCUGGAGACCUACGAUGAGCCAUCCCGGGCCCCACCGAGCCGCCGCACCCGCAGGCCAGACCCCAAGGACCCCGGGCACCACGGGCCCGAGAGCCUUACCUUCAUCUCUGGCUCUGCCGAGCAGACUCCCGAGCCCCCUGCCUGCUGCCUGCUCUGGCGACCCUGGGUGUGGGACUGGUGCCGGGCGGCCUUCUGCUUCCGCCGCUGCCGGGACUGCCUCCAGCGCUGCGGGGCCUGUGCGCGGGGCUGCAGCCCCUGCUUGUCCUCGGGGGACUCCCCUGAAGGCGCCGCCGAAGCCAGCUGGGUCAAGGAACACAACGGCGUGCCCCCCAGCCCUGACCAUGCGCCUCCCAGCCGGCGGGAUGGCCAGCGGCUCAAGUCGGCCAUGGGGAGCAGCUUCAGCUACCCCGACGUCAAGCUCAAAGGCAUCCCAGUGUACCCCUACCGCAGCGCCACCUCCCCCGCCCCCGACGCGGACUCCUGCUGCAAGGAGCCGCUGGCUGACCCCCCGCCCAUGCGGCACAGCCUGCCCAGCACCCUCGCCAGCAGUCCCCGGGGCUCCGAGGAGUACUACUCCUUCCACGAGUCGGACCUGGACCUGCCCGAGAUAGGCAGUGGCUCCAUGUCCAGCCGAGAGAUCGACGUGCUCAUCUUCAAGAAGCUGACAGAGCUGUUCAGCGUACACCAGAUCGACGAGCUGGCCAAGUGCACCUCAGACACUGUGUUCCUGGAGAAGACCAGUAAGAUCUCGGACCUUAUCAGCAGCAUCACCCAGGACUACCACCUGGAUGAGCAGGACGCUGAGGGCCGCCUAGUGCGCGGCAUCAUUCGCAUCAGUACCCGCAAGAGCCGCGCCCGCCCGCAGACGGCAGAGGGGCGCUUAAGCCGGGCGGCCGCCCCAGCUGCCACCGCCCCAGACAGCGGCCACGAGACCAUGGUGGGCUCAGGGCUCAGCCAGGACGAACUCACAGUGCAGAUCUCCCAGGAGACAACCGCAGAUGCCAUUGCCAGGAAGCUGAGACCCUAUGGAGCCCCAGGAUACCCUGCCAGCCACGACUCAUCCUUCCAGGGCACCGACACAGACUCUUCAGGAGCACCGCUGCUCCAGGUGACCUGCUAA